Molecule: messenger RNA, 2402 nt
Organism: Ficedula albicollis (Collared flycatcher)
Lineage: Eukaryota; Metazoa; Chordata; Aves; Passeriformes; Muscicapidae
Gene: IRF4
Product: interferon regulatory factor 4
Exons: 9
Coding region: 404-1750 (448 amino acids)
Biological process (GO): immune system process; regulation of transcription by RNA polymerase II
Cellular component (GO): nucleus
Molecular function (GO): protein binding; DNA-binding transcription factor activity, RNA polymerase II-specific; RNA polymerase II cis-regulatory region sequence-specific DNA binding
Source: RefSeq, a predicted model, not a curated record
UGACUUGCAAUAGAAAUGUCAACGACCCAUGUCUGUUCAUGCGAGGCAGUAUCGGGGCAGGGGGAAGUCUGUCGGAGUCUGCAGCACAGGCAGUGUCUGGGGAGGGCUGUGCGGGGCUGUGCCCGGUUUCCUGAGGCUCUGUACCGUGUUUCCCGGGGCCCCCAGGGCCUCCCUGCCUGCCGUGGCUGCUGUUUGGUGUGGUGUGUGUGGCAUCAGGGGCUGGGCACCGCUGGUGCAGGCUUAGCCCUGUGGGUUAGCUGACCUGUGGGUUUGCCUCUCCCCACAUCCUGCCCAUCUCCCCCUCCUCCAGAGCCUCCCAGAGAGCCGGUGCUCGGACGUGUGCGGAGAGGUCAGCUCGGUGGGGCGCCCCAAAACCCCCUGCCCAACCUCUGACACGAGUGGCAUGAACUUGGAGCUGGGCGAGUGCGGGAUGAACUCGGUGAGCUGUGGCAAUGGGAAACUCCGCCAGUGGCUGAUCGACCAGAUAGACAGCGGCAAGUACCCCGGGCUGGUGUGGGAGAACGACGAGAAGAGCAUCUUCCGCAUCCCCUGGAAGCACGCCGGCAAGCAGGACUACAACCGGGAGGAGGACGCCGCCCUCUUCAAGGCUUGGGCUCUUUUUAAAGGAAAGUUCAGAGAGGGCAUUGAUAAACCAGAUCCCCCUACCUGGAAGACAAGAUUAAGGUGUGCUUUGAACAAGAGCAAUGACUUUGAAGAACUGGUGGAGAGAAGCCAGCUGGACAUCUCAGAUCCCUAUAAAGUGUACAGAAUAGUGCCAGAAGGAGCCAAAAAAGGUGCAAAACAGAUCAGCAUGGAGGAACAGCCAUUAAUGAUGAACCAUCCCUUUCCAAUAGCAUCUCCUUACACUUCACUACCAUCCCAGGUACCCAACUACAUGGUGCCCCACGAGCGGAACUGGAGGGAGUUUGCCCCGGAGCAGCCGCAUCCCGACAUUCCGUACCAGUGCGCCAGCGUCCCCUUCGCCUCCCGCGGCCAUCACUGGCAGGGGCCCGGGCCCGCCUGUGAAAAUGGCUGUCAGGUGACAGGAACCUUCUAUGCUUGUGCUCCUCCUGAGUCCCAGGCUCCUGGCAUCCCGAUUGAGCCAAGCAUAAGGUCUGGUGAAGCCCUCGCUCUGUCAGACUGCCGACUCCACAUCUGCCUAUAUUACCGUGAAAUACUGGUGAAGGAGGUGACAACUUCCAGUCCUGAAGGCUGCAGGAUAUCCCAUGGCCAAAGCUACGAGGUCAGCAGCCUGGACCAGGUUAUCUUCCCUUAUCCAGAGGAUAAUGGCCAGAGGAAGAACAUAGAAAAGCUACUGAGCCACCUGGAACGAGGAGUAAUUCUGUGGAUGGCCCCUGAUGGCCUCUAUGCCAAGAGACUUUGCCAAAGCAGGAUCUACUGGGAUGGGCCCCUGGCGCUCUGCAGUGACCGACCCAACAAGCUGGAGCGGGACCAGACGUGCAAGCUCUUUGAUACUCAGCAGUUUCUGGCAGAGCUGCAAGCCUUUGCUCACCACGGACGUCCGCUGCCGAGGUACCAGGUCGCUCUGUGCUUUGGGGAGGAAUUUCCAGAUCCACAGAGGCAGAGGAAACUAAUAACAGCCCAUGUUGAACCAAUGUUUGCCAGGCAGCUGUAUUACUUUGCUCAACAAAACAGUGGACAUCUGCUGAGAGGCUAUGAUUUACCAGAACUUGUGACUAGCCCAGAGGAUUAUCACAGAUCUAUUCGCCAUUCCUCCAUUCAAGAGUAAGGAACCUCAGAAAGAGUGGUUUUAAAGGCACUGUAAAGACUGUGCAGAGUGGAAGAGCAGAUCUGGGUCAUGAUUUGGAGAUCCACAAUCCAGCUGGAUCCAGGGGUUCAAUGGUAGGAAAGUGACCAACUAGGACAACUGUAUUGUACAAUAAAAAUGACGAGUCUUCAACAUUUGGAUGCUGCGUCUCACAUAGGGGUCCACUGUUGCUGAGAAUUAACUCAAAACUGACAAAAUGAUUGCUGUGUUUACGUUUGCUUUAUGUUCUCCUUGGCUUUUGAGGACUGAUCCUUACUGAAGACUUAAAUCCAGAGUUUACACUGUUACCUUUGCAGGGCUAUUUAUUUUGGAUUACUGAUCUCAGGGAAAGUACAUAAACUUGCGGUGUUCCCAAUUUGAAACUGUAGCUACUGUAGGUGGGUAGCAGACGUAGAUGGUUUAUUGAGAAUAGCUAAUACAUGUAAGUGGUUAUAAAUUUAGAUUCAUAAGUGUGAUGCCUAUAUUCUUGUAUAGAAUAUUUCUGUGUAUUUUUUGAAAACAAUGCAGUUCUUCAGAGACAUAUUUUUUUAAUGCCUGACUGACACUUGUCCUGACAAUGAAUUUUGUUGCUGCCAUUGUUGUUAUUGGAUUAGCUUCCAUGAUAGCAGUUUCU